UAUGGUGGUGAUGGUGGGUGGUGGUGGUGGAAUAAAAGAAGAAUAAUAAUAAUAAUAAUAAUAUAAUAAGAAAAAUAGUAGUGUGUCUCUCACUACACAAGUAAGAAUCUUAAUGAGGAGGACUUUGAAGGACGAAGAAGAUUAAAGGUAACAUCGAUAAUCAUCAACGAACGAGAUACACAACUACUACCGAUACGACACGACACUACGACGACGAACAGUGUAACCAACAAGCAUCAUGAGCGACGACAGAAGCGAGGAUGAUCCUAUAAUGGAUAUUUGGUAUAGUAAUUGGGAACAACAGUGUGUUGAAGCUUUGGAAGCUGAACCGGAAUAUGAAAAUCAACUACAAAACGCUAAGGAGAUUUAUUCACAGCAGAUGUGGGCUAGCUUUCAAACUACGGCGUCGGCCAUCGCCCAAUUCUAUAAAGAUCGUACCCAGAAUGUAUCACUGUGGCUACCCUUCCAGACAGCUGCGGGUACCGUCACGUCAUUGUACAAAGAUUCGGUCGAUAGUAUGCGACGGUGCAGUGAACUAGGAAUAGAAACCGGAAAGCAAAAACGUAGCAAAGAAAUAAUGAACUGGGCUAGGAAAAAGAGGCGCAUGAUCCGUAGAGAAGAUCUGUUAGCGUAUCUUGCUGGUAAACCACCUCCACCAAGACCACACUCGCACAGAAGUUCGCCAAAACCGAGGAUGAUGGUAUGUGGUUCUUCGCCUUCGCAAAGUCCUACGCAAAGUAUGGUAGUGUCACAGACUUCUUCGCCUGGAAUAGAUUUGGAUCCCGAAUUACACACAUUUAGAGAAGCUAUAUCGUUAUCCGGUGGAUGGAUAUUGAAAAAAACUGCAUUCCUAUAUGAUAUUAAUCAUUUUCUAGGCUCAUCGGUCUCUAGACGUUCCGGAAAGCAAGCAGAAUUGUCUGCUUUUAUAAGCAACGAGUUUGCUCGGCAUCACAAACGGCCUGCCUCGCACGACGUGGAUAUGGGAUCUCCUACGCACAAACGUUCGCGUUUCAUGUAACGGCGCGCUACGUGUAAAGUAACCCUCACUCCCUUGUUCCCAUUAAUUAAUCAAUUGAUCAAUUAAUUACUAAUGAUUCUGCUCCCCUACGUGUGGUGGUUAACUCUCCGGUUAAAGAGAGUUAUCACUUUCGAUACUACGAUGGCAAUGGUAUAACAUUGUUGCGCGAGUACGUUCGUUCGUUCGUAUCUCGGUGAUCUUCCAAUUUUUUAUUAUUCCACGAGAAUCUUCUUUGAACUGCGAAGAUAAAACCGUGUCGCUGCAUCUCUUUUUGUUUUUU
Messenger RNA from Polistes canadensis, 1298 nucleotides. RefSeq names its product UPF0472 protein C16orf72 homolog. The coding region runs from base 239 to 1018 and encodes 259 amino acids. The record is from RefSeq and is a predicted model, not a curated record. The transcript has 5 exons. Lineage: Eukaryota; Metazoa; Arthropoda; Insecta; Hymenoptera; Vespidae.